UUUUAGAUAUACAUCUGUCGUUAAUGAAAUCAACACCUGGACAGUACAUAAAGUCCCUCUGUAGUGAGAAGGUGUAGUUCAACAGAUCUGCAGGACUUAACUGUUCAUCAUGAUGAAGCUGCUUCUUUCUCUGACUCUCAUCUGGGCGCUCUCCAGCACAGGUGAAGCACUUGAGUGUUAUUCUUGCACAACUAGUGCCUGUACAACAUCACUGACAUGUUCCUCAGAGACGAUGUGUAUAACAGCUGCCAUUGAAGCCACUUCAGCUGGAACUCCAGGACAGCAAAUCUUCAAGGGGUGUGCAUCGUCCUCCUUGUGUCCAGCCACGGGCUCUUUCACAUACUCAGUCAACCUGGGUGUUUCUGCCAGUGCACUUGCAUCUGGUUUCUGCUGCAACACAGAUAAGUGCAACUCAGCCAUUCUAGCUGCACCUGCUGUUCCGGCAGCUAACAGCCUUCAGUGUAACUCUUGUAACCCCCUCACGUCUCAAUGUAAUAAUCCAGUACAAUGCAAGGGGACAGAGGAUCGCUGCUUUCAAGCUACUGUAACAAGUGGGUCGACCACUACUUCAGUCCUUGGCUGCGUAUCUUCCAACAUGUGUGACGCUGCUGCCAACCAGGGACAACUGCCUUUUGUACAAAGCUUUGGUAACGUCACCGGAUCAGCCUGUUGUGGGACCAAUUUAUGUAAUACUGUUUCAACGACAACAACAACAUCUGCUGCCAGUGACACCUGUCGUAUCAGACUGACAAUGAUCCAUCUGCUGAUCGGACUCCUUGUCUUUACCCUCUAUUAGGGCCGAAGACUAAAAAUGGUCGAAGGACCUUUGAAGCCACCAGAAGACUCUGAGGACCUUGUCUGGUCUCGGGUUUACUCCCUCUAACCUUUAGUUGGCAGUUACAGAGGCGACAAUGGACUCAGAGGCUAAUCAUGAAAACACAACAAAUGGGAAACAACAGCUUUAAUUUACUUGUACAGAUUUUUUCCUCAAACCUUUUUUAAUGGACUGAAUGCCCUAAUAUUAUCUAACAUGUACGUUUUCAUAUGAUAUUUUAAAUAUAUAAUACUUCAAUUGAAAAAAAUAAAUGAAGGAUUCUAUAGUAUAGUACAGUAUAUAAUAUAUUCUAUAUCAAAGUAACAAAUGUUUUUUAAUGAGUGAAGUGGACAUUUUAAGGUUAGACUUAUUUUUUAAAUUAUUCUUAUUAUCUCAUUGCCACGGUUCAUCAGUACAGGUAAACAUUAAAAUGAAGUUGCCUGCAAAAGAAAGUAUUGUUACAACCAGUGACAGCUAACCAGGCCUAACAGUUCUAUAAUAAUUAUUAUAUAUAAAAAAACUAUUUUUUGAAUAAUGAAGUCCAUGACAAACAAUACUUUCCGGAUACUUUCUGUAGAAACCAUGUUUAUUUAGUAAUAAAAUCAUUGUAAUACUCAUAA
Molecule: messenger RNA, 1434 nt
Organism: Scophthalmus maximus (turbot)
Lineage: Eukaryota; Metazoa; Chordata; Actinopteri; Pleuronectiformes; Scophthalmidae
Product: phospholipase A2 inhibitor and Ly6/PLAUR domain-containing protein
Exons: 5
Coding region: 110-796 (228 amino acids)
Source: RefSeq, a predicted model, not a curated record